AUGACGUGGAAGGAGCACAUCUACGCGGCGAGUGGCUCUCUCUUGUGUCCCGACCAGCGAAGCUUGUACCUCACAAAGGUUACUUCCAUCCUCGUUGUUGACGCCUAUCAAAGAGCCUGCGCUUCGUCGUAUUCAGUCUUAAGCUUUGUACCGUCGCGCAACCACAUUCUCUUUGCCGUGCUACUUGCCGAUAUCGAUACGACGACCAACAUCACGUCGAUUUGUCUUUGCGAAAGCCGCGGCAGGCAUCACAUAUGUGAUGCCCAAAUCCGCGCAGCGCUGGCCUUUCGUCCAUACCUUCCGACACUGCCCCACUGGCGUCCAUCCCUCUACGCAUCGAUUGACAACCUGCAGAUUGAAUGGCUUCAGUUUGGCAUGACCAAUGAGACGGCACCGAUUGACCUCUUCCAUCUCCCAGUGCUCGACCCAUCGGACCCGAGUUUUGACUACUUUGCGUGGCUCUUCCUCUACGACUGGGCACUCGCCUUUAUGGGCGACACCUUGCCUCAGCUGUCACAACCCGUCGACAAUGCGCAGCUGCCAACUGUCUUUGCUCUCUACGCACUCCAAGCCAUCCGAUACGUCACCUACGUCAUGAUCAUGCUCGCAGCCGUGACGUUUGUGUACAUUUUACUAUCGCGAGGCCACGUCGAGGGUCUCAACAUGUUUGAAAUGAGUCGCGUCGGCGGCAUCGUCUGGGUCGGUCGACCAUUGGUCGCGCUCCGGAGUAUCACGGCUCUCUGUCUUCUCUCGACAGCCUCCAUUGAGCUCCAAACUGACGGCGUCGUCAGCUACUUUGUCACGACACCCGUCCCGCUCUGA
Saprolegnia diclina VS20 is the source of this 822-nucleotide messenger RNA. RefSeq lists its product as hypothetical. The coding region runs from base 1 to 822 and encodes 273 amino acids. NCBI's taxonomy places the organism in Eukaryota, Oomycota, Saprolegniomycetes, Saprolegniales, Saprolegniaceae. The record is from RefSeq and is a predicted model, not a curated record. The transcript is spliced from 2 exons.